Messenger RNA from Lasiosphaeria miniovina, 2898 nucleotides. RefSeq names its product acyl-protein synthetase. The transcript has 4 exons. Gene Ontology annotation, biological process: biosynthetic process; secondary metabolic process. Gene Ontology annotation, molecular function: CoA-ligase activity. The coding region runs from base 1 to 2898 and encodes 965 amino acids. The record is from RefSeq and is a predicted model, not a curated record. Lineage: Eukaryota; Fungi; Ascomycota; Sordariomycetes; Sordariales; Lasiosphaeriaceae.
AUGGUACUCCAGGAUCUCUUGCGGGAGAGGGCGGCGUCCGGGCCGUCAUCUGGGAAGCUGCUGCUGUACCCGCGGAGCGGCACCGUGCCGAACAAGAUAUCCUACAGCGCCUUGCAUGCCGAGGCAUCGCUCCGCAGCGACGCCCUGCGGUCGCUCGGCGGGUUCCACCGGGCGAGUCCCGUGCUGCUCCAUCUCGAAGACCACUGGGACGCGAUUCUGUGGUUCUGGGCCGUGCUGCUCGCCGACGGCCUGCCGGUGCUCUCGUCGCCCUUCAGCAACGUCGACGAGCACCGGCUUCAGCACAUCCAGGGGCUCGCAGUUCUGCUUCAGUCGCCCCUCUGCAUCACGCGGGCUCGGGCGCUGCCGCUCACCUAUGGCAACAAAAAAGUCAACGGAAUCAAUGGUGUCAACGGAGUUAACGGCACGAACGGGAUUGGCGAUUCCAACGGCCCCGACGGACACUGCGCCCCACCACCCGGGCUAGCCAUGCUGAUGCUCACAUCCGGCAGCACGGGCAAUGCCAAGGCGGUGCAGCUGACGCACGCGCAAGUGCUCGCGGCGGUGGCGGGCAAGGCGUCGGUGCGCCCGCUGCCGGCGUCGGGGACGCUGCUGAACUGGAUCGGGCUCGACCACGUGGCGAGCCUGGUGGAAAUCCAUCUGCAGGCGCUGUGGCUGGGCGCCGACCAGGUGCACGCCUACGCGAGCGACGUCGUGUCGGAGCCGGUGCGGUUCCUCGACCUACUCAGCGAGCACCGCGUGGCGCGCUCGUUUGCGCCGAAUUUCUUCCUCGCGCGGCUGGUGGGCGCCGUCGCGGCAGGGACAACAGACGACGAAGAGAGCGGGCAACAAGACAAGAAGAGGUGGGACCUGUCGGGACUGGUGGCGCUCGCGUCGGGCGGCGAGGCCAACGACACGGCGACGUGCGUGGCUGCCGCGGCGUUGCUGAGCGGGCUCGGCGCGCCGCCAGACGUGCUUACCCCUGGCUUCGGCAUGACCGAGACGUGCGCCGGCGCCAUCUUUAACCUGGCCUGUCCGGCGUACGAGGUCGAGCACGACUCGGCAGUGGCCGCGCUGGGACGGUGCAUGCCCGGCAUCGAGAUGCGCAUCACAACGACAAAUCCGGAGCGCCGCCGGGUAGCUGUGCCUGGCGAGGUGGGCGACCUCGAGGUGCGCGGGCCCGUCGUCUUCAAAGGGUACUACCGCAACGCGCCGGCUAGCGCAGCCGCUUUCACGCCCGACGGAUGGUUCCGAACCGAGGACCAGGCGGCGCUGGACGCGGGCGGCAACCUACGCCUGGCCGGGCGCGUCAAGGACGUGGUCAACAUCAACGGCGUCAAGCUGCUGGCGGCCGACGUGCAGACAGCCGUCGAGCGGGCAGUUUCGGGCCUGGCGGUGGCGCGUGUUGUCUUGUUCGCGUCGCGCGCCCCGGGCAUGCCCACUGAGCAGGUCACCGUCGCCGUGGUGCCUCGGGCCUGGCCGACGCCAACACGGGAACGGGCAGCUGCCGAGGAGGCCGUCGUGCAGGCCUGCGUACUGAGCACGGCGUCGCGUCCGCUGGUCUUCGUGCUCGGCGAAGCAUCGGUGGCACUGCUGCCGACUUCGGCACUGGGCAAAAUCUCACGGGCCAAGAUGCGCACGCUGUUCGAGCAGGGCGUCUUUGCCGCCGACGUUGAGCUCCACGCAGAGGCACUCGACGAGCUCGCUGCUGCGAAACAGAGAGAGGCCGCCGCCGACACGACACCCGCAAGCGAGGCCGAGACGCUCCUGCUCCAGGACAUUGCCGCCAUUGCGGCGGGAGGCAGCACGGCGCCCCCACCGACCUUGAGCGUCGACACGCCCGUCUUCUCGCUCGGCUUCACAUCGAUGGAUCUGAUCCGGCUCAAGCACCGGCUAGAUACGCGGUUAGGCAUAUCCGUCCCCGUCAUCACCUUGAUGAAGCACCCGACGGCCCGGCUCGACAGCACGUAUGACCCCGUGGCCACGCUCGACAGCACGUAUGACCCCGUGGCCACGCUCGACAGCAUGUAUGACCCCGUGGUCACGCUCGCGGCAACGGGGCACAGGACGCCGCUCUGGCUGGUGCACCCGGGGGUGGGCGAGGUGCUCGUGUUCCUUAACCUGUCGGUGCGAAUGGGGGCGCUGGAGCGGCACUCGCGGCCCACGUACGCGCUGCGGGCGCGGGGGUUCGAGCCGGGGCAGAGCAGCUUCGGCAGCAUCGGCGAGGCGGUGGAGACGUACGUGGGGGCGGUGCGGCGGGUGCAGCCGCGGGGGCCGUACGCGCUUGCCGGGUACAGCUUCGGCACCAUGCUGGCGUUCGAGAUGGCUAAGGUGCUGACGGGGCCCCGGUUCGGUGACGAGGUGCGGUUCGUCGGCAGCCUCAACCUGCCGCCGCACAUCAAGCACCGCAUGCGCCAGCUCAGCUGGAACAUGUGCCUGCUGCACCUGGCCUACUUCCUCGGCCUGACUACGGAGGAGCGCGCCGACGCGGCCGAGGCCGACUCCGACGACGGCAGCAGGUUCCGCGGGCUGUCGCGCGCUGCGGCGCUGGAGCAGGUCGUGGCCGAGGCAGGCGCGCCCAAGCUAGCCGAGCUGGGGCUGACGCGCGACGCGCUCGCGCGCUGGGCCGAUGUCGCGUUCGGCUUGCAGAGCAUGGCCGUCGACUACGAGCCGUUGGGGUCCGUCGCCGCGUUGGACGUCUUCUACGCCAUCCCCCUCCGCGCCGUGGCCAAGUCGCGCGAGGAGUGGCUCGCCGUCCACCUUGCACGCUGGGCUGACUUUUGCACCGAGAAGGUGCGGUUCCACCCUGUCGCCGGCGAGCACUACACCAUGAUUGGCCCAGACCAUGUGGACACUUUUGCCCACACGCUGGCGGCUGCCCUCGCUGCGCGGGGGCUUUGA